AUUGCUGACUGUCGAAAAUGGCUUCAAAAACUUAUAAAUAUUUUAUUUUGACCGGAGAACCUGGUGUCGGUAAGACUACGCUGACAAAAAAAUUAGUAAAGGAGAUUGUAGGUAAGGGUGUUAAAACCUCGGGAUUCUACACUGAAGAAGUUAGAUAUGAUCGUAUUAGAGAGGGGUUUGAUGUGGUGGCUUUGGAUGGUGCAAGAGGUAGAUUGGCUAGAGAUCAGAACUUGUUGAAAAAUCCCGUUAAACAUAAAGUUGGGAAAUAUGGAGUUCUGGUGGAGGAAUUUGAAAUAAUUGCUUUGCCCUCUCUUGUGAAGCCGAAUGACAGUCAAGCUCACUUACUCGUCAUUGAUGAAAUAGGAAAAAUGGAGUUCUUCAGUGAAAAAUUCAAGAAUACCAUACAUAAUAUUUUCAGUCCUUCUUCAGAUUAUACCGUACUGGCAACUAUCCCUGUUAGAAAAAGCGACCAGUUAAUAGAAUCUAUAAGAAACCAUAAGCAGGCUAGAGUUUGGACGGUAACAAGAGAGAACAGAAACAGUUUACAAGAAGAAAUUUUGAAUGAAAUAAAUAAAACAAUUAGUUUUUAAGUUAAUGUUUUUUUUAUUAUAAUACUUAUUACAGCAAAAUAAAAGUUAU
Messenger RNA from Spodoptera exigua (beet armyworm), 639 nucleotides. The record is from the annotation of a GenBank genome assembly. NCBI's taxonomy places the organism in Eukaryota, Metazoa, Arthropoda, Insecta, Lepidoptera, Noctuidae.